CUGGCAGGGUCAGUCCCCUACCAGAGCCCUGGAGCAUGGCUGUGUGGGGCCUGGGAGGUCGCCUUGGCUUGCGCGGGUGCCUUGGCGCCCGCAAGCUAUUGUGUCCCCGUUUCCAGAGCCGCGGCCCCCAGGGCGUGGAAGACGGGGACAGGCCACAGCCUUCCUCGAAGACACCCAAGCUCCCCAAGAUCUACACCAAAACAGGAGACAAAGGGUUUUCCAGCACCUUCACUGGAGAAAGGAGACGGAAAGACGACCAGGUGUUUGAAGCCGUGGGAACUACAGAUGAAUUAAGUUCAGCCAUUGGGUUUGCUAUGGAAUUAAUUGCAGAAAACGGCCACCCGUUUGUGGAAGAGCUUCAGAAAAUCCAGUGCUCCCUGCAGGACGUUGGCUCUGCCCUGGCGACACCGCGCUCCUCAGCCAGGGAGGCUCACUUAAAACACGCCACGUUCGAGGCAGGGCCCAUCUUGGAGCUGGAGCAGUGGAUCGACAGAUACUCCAGCCAGCUGCCCCCGCUCACGGCUUUCAUCCUGCCUUCCGGAGGCAAGAGCAGCUCCGCACUGCAUUUCUGUCGGGCCGUGUGCCGCCGAGCUGAGAGACGCGUGGUGCCUCUUGUCCAGUCCGGUGAGACGGAUGCAAACGUGGCCAAGUUCUUAAACAGACUCAGUGACUAUCUCUUCACGUUAGCCAGAUACACGGCCAUGAAGGAGGGGAAUCCAGAAAAAAUAUACAAGAAAAAUGACUUGUCGGACCGUGUCUGAGGCACGUGGAAAUAAUGGAAAAAGGGAGCUUUGCAGACUCUUCCACAGUGACAACAGGAAAGGAAGACUUUGCCCUCAUGUCCUGAUUCCUGAAGAUCUCACCCAGAGGGGCCAGAAGCUGGUCUUUUGUCCAGACUCAGCUUCCUCUCAGGGCCCCGCCACUUCCUUCAGGAGCUGAGGCCGGUGGAGAAUCCUGCCCCCUCCCCUGGGCUCUCCUCAGCCUUCCAGGAGGUGGGAAUAAACGCAGUGUUGCAGGAAAGAAAGAUAAAGUGAUUGCUUCAUUGAGGAGCCAUGAAGAAAAAAGAAUAAAAGUGGGAAAGGCU
Balaenoptera musculus (blue whale) is the source of this 1084-nucleotide messenger RNA. It is a transcript of the gene MMAB, whose product is annotated as metabolism of cobalamin associated B. The coding region runs from base 36 to 761 and encodes 241 amino acids. Gene Ontology annotation, molecular function: corrinoid adenosyltransferase activity. The record is from RefSeq and is a predicted model, not a curated record. The transcript has 9 exons. NCBI's taxonomy places the organism in Eukaryota, Metazoa, Chordata, Mammalia, Artiodactyla, Balaenopteridae.